Molecule: messenger RNA, 2829 nt
Organism: Hyaena hyaena (striped hyena)
Lineage: Eukaryota; Metazoa; Chordata; Mammalia; Carnivora; Hyaenidae
Gene: NDOR1
Product: NADPH dependent diflavin oxidoreductase 1
Exons: 15
Coding region: 85-2436 (783 amino acids)
Cellular component (GO): cytosol
Molecular function (GO): FMN binding; NADPH-hemoprotein reductase activity; flavin adenine dinucleotide binding
Source: RefSeq, a predicted model, not a curated record
UCCAAGUCAGUCCGGGCCGUCCCGGCUUGCGGGAUCUGCUGGCUGGUGCGGUGCCUGGGUGCCGGGGCCGCUCAGCGCGCCCGGAUGCCGAGCCCGGGGCUUUUGGUGCUCUUCGGCAGCCAGACAGGCACGGCUCAGGAUGUGUCGGAGAGGCUGGGCCGCGAGGCUCGGCGCCGGCGGCUUGACUGCCGGGUGCAGGCUUUGGACUCCUACUCAGUGGUGAAUCUGAUUAAUGAGCCCCUGGUGAUAUUUGUUUGUGCAACUACAGGCCAAGGAGACCCCCCUGACAACAUGAAGAACUUCUGGAGGUUCAUAUUCCGGAGGAAUCUGCCACCGACCUCCCUCUGUCAGAUGGACUUUGCUGUUCUGGGCCUCGGGGAUUCCUCUUACGCCAAACGGUGGUUCACGGCAGCACAGACACAGGCACGUUGCCAACAGCGCUCUCUGGGAGGGUGUCAUUCGAGGCCCGGGGUCUUCUGGCGUGGGCUCCUUCGGGGCUGCUUCCCCUUCACCCUCCAUCCGGGGCCUGCCCAAGCCUCGCUCACUCUCUGUAGGUUCAAUUUCGUGGCCAAGAAGCUGCACCGUCGGCUGCUGCAGCUCGGGGGCAGUGCCCUCUUGCCUGCGUGCCUGGGGGAUGACCAGCAUGAGCUGGGGCCUGACGCCGCCAUUGACCCCUGGCUGCAUGACCUGUGGGAGAAGGUGCUGCGGCUGUACCCCGUGCCCCCUGACCUUGGCGUGAUCCCCCCCGGAGUCCCUGUGCCCUCCAAGUUCACCCUCCACUUCCUUCCGGAGGCCCCCGGGAUGCGCUCUGAGGAGCAGCGUGUGGCCUGUGUGGACCCCCCCGGUCCCCCUUCAGAGCGGCAGCCCUUCCUGGCACCCAUGGUCACCAACGAGAGGGUCACUGGCCCCUCUCACUUCCAGGACGUUCGGCUGAUCGAGUUUGACAUCACAGGCUCUGGGCUCAGCUUUGCGGCUGGCGAUGUGGUGCUGAUCCGGCCCCAGAACCAGGCAGGCCACGUCCAGCAGUUCUGCCGGGUGCUGGGCCUGGACCCCGACCAGUACUUCACGCUGCAGCCCCGGGAGCCGGGUGUCCCCUGCCCGGAGCAGCUGCCCCAGCCCUGCUCCGUGAGGCACCUCGCGUCCCACUACCUGGACAUCGCCAGCGUGCCCCGCCGCUCCUUCUUCGAGCUCCUGGCCUGUCUCUCUCCCCAUGGGCUGGAGCGGGAGAAGCUGCUGCAGCUCAGUGCCCCCCAGGGCCAGGAGGAGCUGUAUUCGUACUGCCGCCGGCCACGCAGGACCGUUCUGGAGGUCUUGUGUGACUUCCCGCACACGGCUGGAGCCGUUCCCGCAGACUACCUGCUGGACCUCGUCCCCCCGAUGCGCCCGCGGGCCUUCUCCAUUGCCUCCUCUCUGCUGGCUCACCCCUCGAGGCUGCAGAUUCUCGUCGCUGUGGUGCAGUACCAGACACGCCUCAAGGAGCCCCGCCGGGGCCUCUGCUCCUCCUGGCUGGCAUCUCUGGAUCCUGGGCGAGGACCUGUCCGGGUGCCUCUGUGGGUGCGGCCUGGGAGCCUCGCCUUCCCGGAGACACCAGGCACACCCGUGAUCAUGGUGGGCCCCGGCACCGGCGUGGCCCCUUUCCGAGCAGCUGUACAGGAGCGGGUGGCCCAGGGUCAGACCGGAAACUUCCUGUUCUUUGGCUGCCGCUGGCGCGACCAGGACUUCUACUGGGAAUCAGAGUGGGUGGAGCUGGAGAGGAAGGGCUGCCUGACGCUCUUCACGGCCUUCUCGCGGGAACAGGAACGGAAGGUAUACGUGCAGCACAGGCUCCGGGAGCUCGGGCCGUUGGUGUGGGAGCUGCUGGACCGCCAGGGCGCCUACUUCUACCUGGCAGGCAACGCCAAGUACAUGCCAGCAGAUGUGUCCGAGGCCCUGACGUCCAUCUUCCAAGAGGAGGGUGGGCUCUCCGGCCCUGAUGCAGCCAGCUACCUGGCCAGGCUCCAGCGGACGCUGCGUUUCCAGAGGUGGCAGUCUACUGCUGGCCUCUCCCCGCUGGCGCCAAGCUGGCUCCCGGUCAGGAUGGCCCCUGGGCUGCACCACCCUGCGUCCGGACGGGGCCCAGGAAGGAAAGGGCAGCCUGAAGGGCAUUGGGGGCUCCCCAGACACCAGCUUCCAGACAACACAGGAGUCUGGCGAGCCUUCCGAGGUGGUCCUGGGGUACAGCAGGUCCCCAGCCCCCCUCUGCCACAUCUCUCUGCCCUCCCACAAAGUAUGCGGUGCUGUCUCAGGGCCUCCCAGGGCCAGGGCCAGGGCCAGGGCCAGGGCCAGGGCCGGAAGGCACCGAGGACCAGAGGAGACCCCCUGCUGGUACACUCUUUCCUCACCCGUUCCCUGGAGAGCCUCCGUAAUAAACUGUGGGCUCUGGGUGGCUGUUUCUGACCUGCUCUUCCUUGUGCCUGUCUGGGCUCCUCAGGGCGUGUGUGGGCCCCCAGCGGGUCUGGGUGGGGACAGCCGUUCCUGGAGGGCGCAAGCAAGCGCACCAUUGCUCAGCCGUCUUUGCUACCAAAGUUCGGGGUCUGACUCUCCUGCGAUGUGUGCCGGCUACCUGCCCACGCUGUGCGUGCUCUGCCCGGACUCCGACAGGCGGGGGGCAGCCUGCGUGGGCCCUGGAAGGAAGGGCGAGGGGAAGCCCUGGAGGGCGCGCUCCGACCGUUCCUUCCCAGCCCCGCAAGCAGCAUUCCUUCGUGGGUCGGAAGUGGGGGCGGGGCCGCCCCGUCCCCGCCCCCGGGAGGGGCCGGCGUGCUCCGAGGGGAAUUCCUGAAGGAGGAGCCA